GCUUCACUCUCACUACAGGAAAUGACAAUUUCUAAUACACUAUGCUAUUAGAAAUUUCCCAGUGUAGGAGCAACUCAAAGUGAGGCACCAAUGUCUUAUGAUGCUAGUGACUCUUCUACCGAUUCUAAUAAGAUGUUUAACUUGUUUGAGAAGACUAUCAUGAAGAUAGGCAAGGAAAAUGUGGUACAAGUUGUGACUGAUAAUGCAAGUGAGAACAAAAAAGCAGGUAACAUGUUGAAGGGAGUGUUCCCACAUAUUUUCUGGACUCCUUGUGCUGCUCACUGUAUCAACUUGAUGUUUGGUGACAUUUUCAAAGAAGCCCCGUAUUCUAAAGUUUUUGGUAAGGCAGUUAAGGUACAUGCUUAUAUCAAUCAAAGGGCAUUGUUGUUGAAUAUGAUGAGGAGAUACACAAAGCAAAGAAAUUUGGUAAAACCCGCCAAGACAAGAUUCGCAACAGCUUUUUUGACUUUGUAUAGUUUUUAUAAGCAAAAGAAAAAUUUGAGAACUUUGUUUAUGUCAACUGAAUGGAAUGAGAGUAUCUAUUCAAAGGAAACUCUUGGUAAAGAAGUUGCAAGACACAUCAUUAGUCCAUUUUUUUGGAAUGACGUUGUUCAAGCACUUAGAGUUGGUGGUCCUUUAAUUCAUGUACUUCGUAUGGUGGAUGGGGAGAAAAAACCACCAAUGGGUUACAUUUAUGAAGCCAUGGACAGGGCCAAAGAAAGUAUUGAAAAGGCAUUCAAUUAUGAUACAAGGAAAUAUAAGAGUGUUUUUGAAAUCAUUGAUGCAAGGUGGACAGAUCAACUUCAUCAACCUUUGCAUGCAGCGGGACACAUUUUGAACCCAGGGAUCUAUUAUAAAAAUAAUGACAUGAAUACUUUAACCGAAGAAGUGUGGCAGGGAUAUCAUAAAUGUGUUGAGAGGAUGAUCCCAGAUAAAAAUUUGCAAGACAAAAUAGGGGAGGAGCUUGGUGUGUACAUGAAAGCGGAUGGCCUACUUGGAAUUGAAUCAGCCAUUAGAGCUAGAACCUUAAGGUCACCAGUUGAAUGGUGGAUGCAAUAUGGUCAUAAUGUCCCAAACUUGCAACAGUUUGCUAUUAGAGUGCAAAGUUUAACUUGUAGCGCAUCCGGUUGUGAGAGAAAUUGGAGCGUGUAUGAACAUAUUCAUAGUAAAAAGAGAAAUAGGCUUGAGUUGACACGCCUCAAUGAUCUAGUGUUCAUCAAAUAUAAUAGAACAUUGGCGCGUCGUUACAAUGCUCGUAAUACCAUUGAUCCAAUUUUGUUGGAUAGUAUUGAUGAGGCAAAUGAAUGGUUAACCGGAGCACCCCAAGAUCACCAAGAUGAAGAAGUGUAUGAAGGAGAAAGUCUCACUUAUGGUGAUGUUUCUAUGGCAAGUGGUGUUGAGGAGAAUAUUUAUAGUUUUAGGAGAAGUACUUUAAGGGGCAAUGAAAGAGGAGCUAGAGGUUCCAGUUCAAGUCGAAACCUUGUUGAUGAGCCUUCUGAUGAUGAAGAAGAUGAUGACCAAGUAGAACCCUUGGUUAUGGCACUUGAAGAGUUUGAGGAUCUUGUUGAAGAAUAGGAGUUUGAUUCUUUUGUGAUUUAAUUAUGUUUUUGAUUUUUUGCUUUAUAUGUUAUGACUUAUGAGUAUUAUUGACUAUCUAUUUACUUUUAAUCUAAGAAUAUAUUACCUCUAUUCAGUUAUUUAAUAUUUUUUUAUUUUUAUACUAAAUAUCGCUUUACUUAAAAAAA
Molecule: messenger RNA, 1745 nt
Organism: Solanum tuberosum (potato)
Lineage: Eukaryota; Viridiplantae; Streptophyta; Magnoliopsida; Solanales; Solanaceae
Exons: 4
Coding region: 91-1575 (494 amino acids)
Molecular function (GO): protein dimerization activity
Source: RefSeq, a predicted model, not a curated record